Messenger RNA from Daldinia vernicosa, 387 nucleotides. RefSeq lists its product as uncharacterized. NCBI's taxonomy places the organism in Eukaryota, Fungi, Ascomycota, Sordariomycetes, Xylariales, Hypoxylaceae. The transcript has 2 exons. The record is from RefSeq and is a predicted model, not a curated record. Bases 1 to 387 code for a protein of 128 amino acids.
AUGAGCCUCAAGAUCAUCCAAGGACUGGCUUUCGCCAUGUGCGUGGCCGCUGCUACAGAGAGCUCACCCGGUGAUCCUGAUUUUUACAACACUGUUGCUGAGAUAUUCUCGGGGCCCGACUGUAGCGAAGAAAGCUUUGUUUGGGCGGAUCCCAUAUUCGGGAGCGGCGGGAGUUGUCAACCUCUCGAUAGACACGGGAAUACCCCUGACAUCCUCAGCUACAAACCUACCGAUAUCUAUCCUGACUGCAUUGUUACACUUUACACGGAUACCGAAUGCAAUAGCACACCGUACUCGGCGGAGGUAAACCAAUGUGUUCAAGCGGGUAUUCCUUUCGUCAGUGCCUUCGUGCAGUGCCCGUUCUCGAUUAAACCGGAAAGUGCCUAG